This is a messenger RNA of Clupea harengus (Atlantic herring), 1725 nucleotides long. RefSeq names its product isocitrate dehydrogenase (NAD(+)) 3 catalytic subunit alpha (gene idh3a). Lineage: Eukaryota; Metazoa; Chordata; Actinopteri; Clupeiformes; Clupeidae. Gene Ontology annotation, cellular component: mitochondrion. Gene Ontology annotation, biological process: tricarboxylic acid cycle; isocitrate metabolic process. Gene Ontology annotation, molecular function: NAD binding; magnesium ion binding; isocitrate dehydrogenase (NAD+) activity. The record is from RefSeq and is a predicted model, not a curated record.
AGUUGCUCAAUCUGUCAGAGGAUGAGAUACCGGAUAGCUGCUUCUGCUGCCUCCGCUACGUUCAGAGACCAGUAGUAACUCAGACCUGCUAGGAUGGCUGGAAACGCGUGGAGGUCAACGAUUUUUAAUCUUCUGGAAAGAUACGGUUUAUGGAUAGGAGACAAGGGUAAAACCAAUGAAGUGUCCCGUGUGAUGGGGGCGAUGAGGAGCCAGACCCCUCAACCCCGAAAUUUCACCAGAGGGAUGCAGACCGUGACAUUAAUCCCUGGUGAUGGCAUCGGUCCAGAGAUCUCCUCAGCUGUAGUGAAAAUAUUUGAAGCUGCUAAAGCCCCUAUACAGUGGGAGGAGCGGAAUGUUACCGCCAUAAAGGGGCCAGGAGGCAAGUGGAUGAUCCCGCCAGAGGCAAAAGAGUCAAUGGACAGGUGCAAAAUCGGACUAAAGGGACCUCUUAAGACUCCUAUUGCUGCUGGCCACCCCUCCAUGAACCUGCUGCUGAGGAAGACCUUUGACCUCUAUGCCAACGUACGCCCCUGUGUGUCCAUCGAAGGCUACAAGACACCCUACACCGACGUCAACCUGGUCACCAUCCGGGAGAACACAGAGGGAGAGUACAGCGGCAUCGAGCAUUUGAUCGUUGAUGGCGUAGUGCAGAGUAUCAAGCUGAUCACUGAGGACGCCAGUCGCCGCAUUGCCGAGUAUGCUUUUGAGUACGCCCGGAACAACAACCGGAACAGCGUCACGGCUGUUCACAAAGCCAACAUCAUGCGCAUGUCUGACGGUCUGUUCCUGAGGAAGUGCAGAGAGGUUGCUGAGAACUUCAAGGACAUCAAGUUUACCGAGAUGUACCUGGAUACAGUCUGUCUGAACAUGGUACAGGAUCCCAGUAAGUUUGAUGUCCUGGUCAUGCCCAAUCUGUAUGGUGACAUCUUGAGUGACCUCUGCGCUGGGCUUAUUGGUGGUCUCGGAGUGACUCCCAGUGGCAACAUCGGGGCCAAUGGGGUGGCCAUCUUUGAAUCGGUCCACGGUACUGCCCCUGAUAUUGCAGGGCUGGAUCUGGCCAACCCCACCGCCCUGCUUCUCAGCGCAGUGAUGAUGCUCCGUCACAUGGGUCUCCAUGGCUACGCCCAGAAGAUCGAAUCUGCCUGCUUCGACACCAUCCGAGACAAGAAGGUCCUGACCGGAGACCUUGGUGGAAACUCCAAGUGUUCAGAUUUCACAAGUGAGAUCUGCCGAAGAGUAAUAGAUAUGGACUGAAGAGGCUCAUACUCACAGAUUAAAAAGACGUGGAUCUACUCCCAAUGACGACACAGAUAAAAAAAAAACAUCUUAAAAAAAACAACCAACAAUCUCAUCUUCGUAUCAUUCUCAUAUCUACGCACAAUUCUACUCCUAAAUGUACAUGUGUAUGUAACUGAAAUAUAAAUAACUCCAGUGGGGUUAAAGACCUGAAUGUUUAUUUUCUUUUUCCACCACACAUAGAAAGCACUGUCUUAAAAAAAAAAAGAACUUAGAAAAAAACAAGAAGCUCUCCUGUCCUAUGGUUCUGUGUUUGUGAGAUGAGUUGUAUGCUGCUUAAUCUAAAAUACUAUAUUUAUUGACCGGAUUAAUUGUCCGGUCCAAUACAUUUUAACGUGUUGUCAGCCUGCUGUUCAGUUAAUGGCAGAGUGCAAACCUGUCCGGUUUCAGAUUUCCAAUACAUUAAAGUUACUGAUAUUUUCAACCAAA